UUUUUUUUGUCCUUUCCUUUCCUUUCUAAUAUCCUAGUUACCACACAAGCACACUAAUCCCAUUUCUGUUUGGAAAUAAUUAAAUUUACGCCGAAAUAUCAACCUCCCGUACACUCACGCCUUUCAUCUCUCUAUCUCACUUCUUCGCCUCCUCAGCUUGACUAGCACGAAUAACACCAGCAGUUGUAACAGCAAUAAUAGCGGCAAAGUAACUACAAUAGUAACAGCAAUUGCAACAUUGAUAGGCAUCAUUAGUCAAAAAGAAACAACAUAAACAAACAAAAAAAUGAGCCUAAAGAGUCAUGACUAUGGUGCGACCUCUCUUCAAACAGAGGGUUACCCCGGGUCACAUCCAGUUGCUGCUGUCCCGGCUCCAGCACCUUCUCGCAAGCCUAGGCCCAAACCUCCAAUUGUGGUUACCACAACCCACACUGCACCAGUCAUGACAUCAACUCUAACAACCUCCAUAGAUAAUUUAACGUCAUCCAUUGAUCCAGUCCAGACAUCUUUAACGACUGAUAUAACUGUUGUCCCCUCAAAUGAGUCUGAAUCAAGCAGCGGCUCCAUCUCUAAUCCAAAGUCAACAACUAAUGUGGCCCUUAUCGCUGGCAUUGCUACAGGGGCCGUGGCUUUACUAAUAUUGAUAGCCGGACUGCUCUUCAGGGCCAAACGGAAGCGUGAACAGGAGGCUCGAGAUACGGAGCUUUAUCAACAACUGUCAAUGAUGCGCAAAUACUCCGAAAGCCCAAUACCACAUGGAUUUGCUAAUAAUGAUGGUACUGAAAGUAACGUCGCACUUUUUCAACAGCAACAGCGACACUACCCACCGUUCCUGCAGCAACGCCUGGCAAAGCAACCGGCGUGGUUCGCUAAAAAGUCGCCAUUAGAGUACCAUUCACAAGUUCCACCAUUGGGGCAAUUGGAGCAGCAAGACCAAGAACAUCGUCAAUUACAACAACAUCAACAACAGAAACAAGAAAUAGGUAGCACGACUCACAGCCCCAAAUCAACCGCAUCCUCUUCAGACGCGUUUACGCAGCAAGAAGCAGUAAUGGCACCAAAGAAUGUGACCUCGAGCAAUACAAAGCCACCCAUUGAAAAGGCUAUUACUCCUUACCCUGCUAGCACUUCUGUCUUACCAUCGUCGCCACCUGUCCCAGAGACUUAUCACCAACAGGACUACCGACAACCUCGAACCAGCACACAAAUACAUCGACAGCCAUCUUCGCCCUCUGGAUCACGCUCGCCUUUAUCUUCAAAAAGAAUUGACAUUAAUAAUAAUAAUAACAACAAUAAUAAUAACAAUAGCACUAAUAAUUACCAUAAUGUCUCGCCCUAUCGCGUUCAUCCCACUGUAUCCUCGUCAAUAGUAUCACCAUCUCCUGUAAUAUAUCAAGGCGCACCGUCAACAACAACAACAGCAGAUACAUAUCCCGUCAAUAAUAACUUUCAGGACUACAUGCCUCCUCCACCUUUGACAGGACAACAGGACCAAUCAAGGCCUAGCCCUUCACAACCCCCUGCAGGUUUUUAUGACUUGUUGAACGAUUCAAGUUUGUUGGAGGGUACUGGAACUAAUAAGCCAGUUGUUAGUACUCCAUUAACAGAAACAACCUCUACAACAGCAACAAUUCCUCCUCCUGUCCCGAAAGCCACUAGGCCUGCUUCCGUUGCAUCUAGAUCCUCUUUCAUGAUGGCAUCUGAGAACGUAUUGUUGGAUCCAUCCGCCUCAGAUAUCCCUGCAGUCCCUCCACUACCAUCUCAUCAGUAGUAUGAAAAAGAUAUAAGAUCAUAAUUUUAGGGCAGUUGAAUAAAAAUCUACAUGGGUAUGAGCACCACGUGGG
Lobosporangium transversale is the source of this 1844-nucleotide messenger RNA. RefSeq lists its product as hypothetical. Lineage: Eukaryota; Fungi; Mortierellomycota; Mortierellomycetes; Mortierellales; Mortierellaceae. The record is from RefSeq and is a predicted model, not a curated record. Bases 287 to 1771 code for a protein of 494 amino acids. The transcript has a single exon.